Molecule: messenger RNA, 3248 nt
Organism: Penaeus monodon (black tiger shrimp)
Lineage: Eukaryota; Metazoa; Arthropoda; Malacostraca; Decapoda; Penaeidae
Biological process (GO): ribosomal large subunit assembly; rRNA processing
Cellular component (GO): nucleolus
Molecular function (GO): 5S rRNA binding
Source: RefSeq, a predicted model, not a curated record
CUACAGUGUCGCUCCUCGUGUUCGUGUGCGUGUGGAAGUAAACAAGACAGCGUGAUGAAGGUGGUCACCGAAGGAGAAGGAAAAAAGAAAAAAUACAACAAAAACAAGAAGAAAGCAUGGAGGAAGAAGGCCGAUAUAUCGGAUAUAGAGGCAAUAUUGGACGAUGUAAGACGAGAAGAAAGAUUUGGAGGUCCACUGGAUGAGAGAGAAGAUGAGGACCUUAUGUUCUUGGAUACUGGUGAUUAUGAAACUGGAAGUGGUACUGAUAGCGACAAAAAAAAUGCAGCCGUUGAGUUGGGUUUCCAAUUGGACACGACCCCAGGAUCGUCUGCCCCCAAGAAGCGGGUUGAAACUUUUAAGCCAUCUAAAAAGCCUGCUAUUAAGGACCCAAUCAAGGCCUUCAAAUUUAUUGAUGGACUUCAAGGAGCAAAAGUUCCUAUAAAGCCAAGAAUAAAGGCUGGUGUUGUGACAGCAGCCAUGCAGGAGAAGGCAAAAAGAAUAGCAGAGGAUCCAAAGACAGCAAAAAAGUACCAGAAGAAAGUGGAAGACAUCAGAUCGAGUUUGAUAAGAAAACAUCGUGUGAAGGUGAUCAACUUUAAGUCCAAGAAUAAGAAGGAUAUUUGGGAGGAGACUGAUGAUACAGUCAAGGAAUGUUAUGACAAGGGUCUUGACGAAGAUUAUUUAGAUAACAUAGCAACUUACUACAAGGCUCAGACAAAGAAGGGUCAGAGAGUCGCAGUUCCUUCACACAGACUAAAGAAACCUUCAGCCCACCCAGCAGUUCCAUUGCCCGUUGCAGGAAUGUCAUACCAUCCUACAUUUGAAGAUCACCAAGAGGCUUUGCGAGAGGCCGUGAAGGAUAUAAAGAAAAAGCGUAGAAUAGAAAAAAGAAAUGCCAAAUAUAGCCCAGCAGAAUUAAAAAGAUUAAAAUCGAAAUUCAGAGCUGCACAGAAAAAUGAAUCUUGGUCGGAAGAAUUAAUUGAAACGCAUUCCCUUGCUAAUGACAAGAUCCAUUACUCUGGUGAUGUUGAAGAGAAGAAGAAUGAACAAAAGAGUGUUAAAAUUGAGAAACAAACAAAAGGCAAGAAAGGUGGAAAUAAGAAGGGUAUUGUCAAGGAGGAAGUAAGUGAAAAUGCAGAAUCUGAUUCAAACAUUGUCAAAGAGGAAAUGAAAGAUCUGGAGGCUGAAGAUCAACACAUUGACACUGAUGAUAAUGAAGAGAUUGAUGAAGAUGACGUUGAUGAAGAGGAUAAAGGAAUGGAAGAUGACUCCAAUGAAGAGAAUGACGCAGAGCAAGAUGACCUUGAUGAAGAGAUUGAAUCGGAAAAUGACCUUGAUGAAGAGAGUGAAGUGGAGGAAGAUGAUGUUGAUGAAGAGAGUGAAGUGGAGGAAGAUGAUGUUGAUGAAGAGAAUGAAGUGGAGGAAGAUGACGUUGAUGAAGAGAAUGAAAUGGAGCAAGAUGACCUUGUUGAAGAGAAUGAAAUAGUGCAAGACAACAUUGAAGAUAAUGAAGUAAUGCAUGAUGAAAUUGAUGAAGAGAAAGAAGCAGUGCAAGACAACAACCUUGAUGAUUCUGUGAAAAAGGAAGAAGUAGACAAUGAAAAAGAGAAUGUACUUCAACCAAAGACCAGAACCAGGAAGAGAGGAAAGAGGAAGAAGAAAAAUAAGGAAGCAAACGGAGUAACAGUAAAUGGUAAUAUCCUGAAGAAAGGGGAAACAAAAAUGAGCAAGAAUGGAAAGGGAGGCACAGAAAGAGAGAUAUAUAAAAAUCGUAAGACAAAGGCCGUACAAAUGGGAGUGAAACAAAAUCAGGAAAUUAAAGAAAAGGAAAUCAUAACUGUCAGUGCUUUACAGAAAGGUUUAAUUCAGCCAAAGAAGAGGACAGAAAAUUUCAGGAAAGAUUUUAGAAAGACAGAUCAGACAAGGGCUGUACAAAAUAGAAAUGUAAUGCAUGGUCAAGAAAUUAAAGAAAAAGAAAUCAUAACUGUCAGUGCUCUACAGAAGGGUCUAAUUCAGCCAAAGAAAAGGAAGAUGGAAAAUGUCAGGAACGUUAUUAGACAGCCAGAAGAGGGAGAGAAUGUACACGGUGGGGAAGCAAAGCUGACAAAUGGAGUAAAUAAUAAACCAGCCGUUGAGAAUAUGGAAUAUGUUGAGACUCGAAGGAAAAGAGGAAGGAAGAGAAAAGAAGCAGGAGGUGGGGAGACAAAGAGCAUAAAGGUGAAAAAGACGGAGAAUGUACAAGAACAUAAAACAAAUGUGGAAAAGAAAGAUACUGUAGAGAAUAAAGAAAAUGUUUCGGCACAAAAGAAAAAAGAAUUAAAGGAAGAAAAUGGCAAUAAUGAUGAGACAAACAGUGUAGAAGGAGAAAAGACAGAGGAUGUGACCUGGAAAAAGACCAGAAGGGGUGGAAAGAAGCACAAGAAGGGUGACCAAAAGGAGGAAGAGGAGGAGCAGGUUGAAGAACCGGUAAUCAAGAAAACAAGUCACAAGAAGACAGAAAAGCAAAGAAAACUUGAAAGAAUGAAAAAAUACAAGAAGAGCAUGUGGGAGAAAAGAAUUAAAGAAAGGGAUAGAGAAAGACAAAUUGAGCUUGUUCCUGCGUACCUGGAUGCCCUGAGGGACAGAACACUCAGAAAUAGAGCACGUCAAGACCGGAAGAAAUUGGUUAAAAACGAAAAGAAAUUUGCAACACGGCGUUUAGCUCCAUUAAGGUUCAUGGCUGAGGACAUCACAGUCUGUGAUGGAGAUAAGUUACCAGGCAGUAUUCGAAGGGUGAGGCCCGUUGGGAAUCUGUUUCAUGAACGCGUUAAGCAUUUGCAACGAAGAAAUAUUAUUGCACCAGGUGUUGACAAGCUGUAUGGGAAAAAGAGGAAUUUGAAGAAGAUUAUCCGUCGCAAUUAUAAGGAUGACAGAACAAUGAAGAGCGUAUAUGACUAGAUGAAAAUGUUUACAUAUAGGAAUGUAUUUAUGAGCUUCUACAGAUACCUUUAUGUAUAUUUCAUGUGUUUAAUAAUAAUGUAAUGAUUGCAAAUGUGGUUCAACUUGAUAAAAAUAUCAUUUGAAUGUUUUUAUUUGAGCAGAGGUUCAUUACCAAUUUAAUUGAUUUAUUAUUAAUGUUAUUAUUAUUAUUAUUAUGAUCAGUAUCAUAAUCAUUAUUAUUAUUAUUAAUAUGUAUUUUUUUUAUUAUAUUAAUGUAUAAUGUAUUUUUAAUAUUGUUAUUGUUACAUUAUAUGAUAUUUAUUUUCUUG